This is a messenger RNA of Xyrauchen texanus (razorback sucker), 694 nucleotides long. Its product is annotated as ras-like protein family member 10B. Lineage: Eukaryota; Metazoa; Chordata; Actinopteri; Cypriniformes; Catostomidae. The transcript is spliced from 3 exons. The coding region runs from base 16 to 627 and encodes 203 amino acids. The record is from RefSeq and is a predicted model, not a curated record. Gene Ontology annotation, molecular function: GTP binding; GTPase activity.
AGCGGAAGCCGGGCAAUGCCCCCUACCUUCCGGAUCGCGGUGCUGGGUGCUCAGGGGGUGGGCAAGACGGCCAUUGUUCAGCGCUUUCUGCGUGAUGACUACAGUGAGGUGGCAGUGUCCAGUAAGGCACGGAGGGUGCAUCUUUCUGCCGCAGUACUUAAUGGACAUGUGCAUGACCUUCAGAUCACAGAUUAUCCAGCCGUCAGCAGCUUUCCUGGCAGCACUCUGCAGGAAUGGUCAGAUGUUUGCUGUCGAGGCAUUCGAAGCGCUCAUGUCUACAUCCUGGUCUACGACAUUUGCUGUUUCGACAGCUUUGAGUAUGUCAAGACCAUGCGGCAGCAGAUCAUAGAGGCCAGGGUCAUGGGCUCUGGGGAGACGCCCAUUCUGAUUGUCGGCAAUAAGCGUGAUCUGCAGCGAGGUCGCGUCAUUCCCCGCCACAGUGUAUCUGACUUAGUCCGAAAAAGCUGGAAGUGUGGAUAUGUUGAGUGCUCUGCCAAGUUCAACUGGCAUGUUUUACUGUUGUUCGGAGAGGCUCUACACAUUGUGGGUUGUGCCCGCUGCAAGCACGUCCAUGCCACCAUCCGUUUCCAAAGGGCACUCAGGAGAGAGCGUUGUGCCCUAAUGUGAGCUUCCGAUCUCCCUUUUGUAAUGCCCAUUCGAAAACAGAUGUUUUGGGCUAUGGAUGCUCCAUGAG